UUAGAAGGGGAGGAUUUGCAGUCGGGAAACUGAAACCAAACAUCACAUCAGGAUCUGACGGAGUCGCCCUAUUGAACAUGGACGGACAAAGCACCGUUCAUGCUGGGGAGACAUCGUGGCAAUGUGGGGAUUGUGGAAUGGGAUUCAGAUUCCCAUCUGAGCUGGAAACUCAUCGGCGCAGUCACACUGGGGAGAGACCGUUCACCUGCUCCCUAUGUGGGAAGGGAUUCGCUCGAUCAUCCAACCUGCUGACACACCAGCGAGUUCACACCGGGGAGAGACGGGUCACCUGCUCUGAGUGUGGGAAGGGAUUCAAUCAUUCGUCCAACCUGCUCAGACACCAGCGAGUUCACACUGGGGAGAAGCCGUUCACCUGCUUGAAGUGUGGGAAGGGAUUCAAUCAUUCUUCCCACCUGCUGAGACACCAGCGAGUCCACACUGGGGAGAAGCCGUUCACCUGCCCCGUUUGUGGGAGUGGAUUUACGCGAUCAUCAGGGCUGCUGGAACACCAGCGAGUUCACACAGGGGAGAGACCGUUCACCUGCCCCGAGUGUGGGCAGGAGUUCACCCGAUCAUCAGGGCAGCAUCAACACCAGCAACUUCACACUGGGGAGAGACCGUUCACCUGCCCCCAGUGUGGGAAGGGAUUCACUCGGUCAUCCAACCUGCUGAAACACCAGAGAGCUCACACUGGAGAGAGACCAUUCAUCUGCUCUGAGUGUGGGAAGGGAUUCAUUCAAUCAUCCCACCUGCUGAGACACCAGCAAGUUCACACAGGGGAGAGACCUUUUACAUGUCCAGACUGUGGGAAGUGCUACAAAAGUUCUGGGGAACUGAUGUCCCAUCAGCGUGUUCACACUGACGAGAGACCGUUCAGGUGCUCUCAGUGUGGGACUGGGUUCAGGCAAUCAGCUAAUCUCACUGUACACCAGCGAGUUCACACUGGGGAGAGGCCAUUCACUUGCUCCAAGUGUGGGAAGAGAUUCACUCAGUCAUCUGCACUGCUGAGGCACCAGCGUGUUCACAAUGGGGAGAAACCGGACACGUGUUCUGCGUGUGGACGAGGCUUCAGCCAAUCAGUUGACCUGUUGAAACACAAGUGCAGUCACACUGGAGACAAUCCGUGUAAAUGUGGGGAUUGUGGGAAGGGAUUCAAAUACCCGUCUGACCUGGAAAAGCAUCGGCGCAGUCACACUGAGGAGAGGCCAUUCAGCUGCUCUGAGUGUGGGAAGGGAUUCACUCAGUUAUCCCACCUGCAGAGGCACAUGAGUGUUCACACUGACGAGAGACCUUUUAAAUGCCCAGAUUGCGGGAACUGCUAUAAAAGUUCCGGGAGCCUGAAUGCCCAUCAACGUGUUCACACUGACGGGAAACCAUUCGGGUGCUCUCACUGCGGAACUGGGUUCAGGACAUCAUCUCAACUCACUGUACACCGGCGAAUUCACACUGGGGAGAGACUGUUCACUUGCUCCGAAUGUGGGAAGAGAUUCUUACAUUCGUCCAACCUGCUGACACACCAACGCACUCACACUGGGGAGAGGCCGUUCACCUGCUCCGAGUGUGGGAAGGGAUUCACUGCCCCCUCCCAUCUGCUGACACACCAUCGAGUUCACACUGACAAGAGACCUUUUAAAUGCCCAGACUGCGGGAAGUGCUUUAAAAGUUCCUGGGAACUGAUGACCCAUCAACGUGUUCACACUGAUGAGCGGCCAUUCAGAUGCUCUUGCUGUGGUAAUCUGUUCAAAACAUUGUGUGCCCUCACUAAACACCAGCAAACUCACACUGGGGAGAGACCGUUCAGGUGCUUUCACUGUGGGACUGGAUUCAGGCGAUCAUCUGAACUCACUGUCCACCUGCGCACUCACACUGGGGAGAGACCGUUCACCUGCUCCCAGUGUGGGAAGGGAUUCGUUCAGUCAUCCACUCUGCUGAGACACCAGCGAGUUCACGCUGGAGAGAAGCUAUUCAUGUGCUUAGUGUGUGGGAAGGGAUUCACGCAAUCACGGUAUCUACUGAGACACCAGCGAGUUCACACUGGGGAGAGACCGUUCACCUGCUCUGAGUGUGGAAAGGGAUUCACUGAUUCAUCUAUCCUGCUGACACACCAGCGAGUUCACACUGAGGAGCGACCUUUCAAAUGCCCAGACUGCGGGAAGUGUUACAAAAGUUCCGGGAACCUGAUUGCUCAUCAACGUAUUCACACUGACGAGAGACCGUUCAGGUGCUCUCACUGUGGGACUGGGUUCAGGGAUUCCUUUCAACUCACUGUGCACCAACGAACUCACACAGGGGAGAGACCAUUCACCUGCUCACAGUGUGGGAAGAGAUUCACUCAAUCGUCCAGCCUACUGAGGCACCAGCGAGUUCACAGACCUCUUCCACCAGAGACACGUUUCUCCCUCAAAAUGACACAAUGAAACAAAACACAGAUGACUCCCUCAG
This is a messenger RNA of Carcharodon carcharias (great white shark), 2442 nucleotides long. RefSeq names its product zinc finger protein 850-like. Bases 78 to 2417 code for a protein of 779 amino acids. The record is from RefSeq and is a predicted model, not a curated record. The transcript is spliced from 3 exons. Gene Ontology annotation, biological process: negative regulation of transcription by RNA polymerase II; regulation of cytokine production; regulation of immune system process. Lineage: Eukaryota; Metazoa; Chordata; Chondrichthyes; Lamniformes; Lamnidae.